AUGGCAAAGCGGAGCACCCUGUUCAUCCGGAUGGUGGAGGCAAAAAAUCUGCCCAUUAAGGACAUAACUGGAAGCAGUGAUCCAUACUGCAUUGUCAGAAUCGACAACGAGGCCAUUAUAAGAACAGCGACGAUCUGGAAGACGCUGUCCCCCUUCUGGGGCGAGGAGUACAACGUCCAUCUCCCACCUUCAUUUCACACCGUGUCCCUGUACGUGAUGGACGAAGACAAUCUCAGUCGGGACGAUGUUAUUGGCAAAGUUUCCAUCAGCAAGGAGGCCUUCAGUGCCAAACCACAAGGUCUGGAUGGUUGGAUGAACCUGACUGAGAUUGAUCCAGACGAGGAGGUUCAGGGCGAGAUUCACCUCCAGAUCUCGCUGCUCGCUGAUGGAGAGGUUCCACGCAAACUGUGCUGUAGAGUUCUAGAGGCCAGAGAUCUCGCCAAAAAAGACCGCAAUGGUGCAUCGGAUCCUUUCGUCAGAGUCAGAUUUAACGGCAAAACUCACGAGAGCGCGGUGGUGAAGAAGUCCUGCUAUCCGCGCUGGAAUGAAAGUUUCGAGUUCGAGCUGGACGACACCCUGUCUGACAGUUUAUUAAGUGUUGAGGUGUGGGACUGGGACCUGGUCAGCAGAAACGACUUCCUUGGAAAGGUGCUGUUCAACAUCAACAAGCUUCAUUCGGCACAGCAAGAGGAGGGCUGGUUCCGCCUGGGGCCCGACAAACCCAAACACAGCCAGCACGAAGGCACUCUGGGAUCGUUACGGCUGCAGCUGCGUCUCCGAGACGAGACGGUCCUGCCGUCCGGCCAUUACCAGCCCCUCACCGAGCUGCUCAGUCAGUCCGUGCGGUCUCACCUCAACGGCAACUGGCCUGAACUGAUCAUGCUAAUCGACGAGACCACGACUACUGAGAACAGACAGGAAGUGGCCACCAACCUGGUCAAGCUCUUUCUGGGUCAAGGCCUCAUUAAGGAGUUUCUAGAUGUGCUGUUUAAACUGGAACUAAGAAAAACAACUGAACCCAACACGUUAUUCAGGAGCAACUCUUUAGCCUCCAAAUCCAUGGAGUCCUUCCUAAAGGUAGCUGGGAUGCAGUAUCUCCACAGGCUUCUGGGUCCCAUCAUCAAUCGCAUCUUCGAUGAGAAGAAGUAUGUGGAACUGGAUCCCAAUAAAGUGGAAUUGAAAGAAUCAGGGUGCGCCGGGCUGCACCGCGUGCAGAAAGAAGCCGACGUGAUCCAGCAGAGCUCCGGCCUGCUCCAGUCGUACCUCUCUGAGCUGAUGGCCGCCGUCCUGCAGUCGUCCUCGUACUGCCCGCUGCUGCUCUGCCAGGCCUUCCAGCGGCUCUACCGGCGGGUCCAGGCCAGCUUCCCUCAACCGGAGGACGAGAAAGUGAAGUUCAUCGCCGUGACCAGCUUCCUGUGCCUGCGCUUCAUUUCUCCCGCCAUCAUGUCACCCAAGCUCUUCCACCUGAGAGAGAAACACGCAGACGCCCAGACCAGCCGCACCCUCCUGCUGUUGGCUAAAGCCGUUCAGACGAUCGCCAACCUGGACACAGGGGUGUGCUGCUCUAAGGAACCGUGGAUGGUGCCACUGCAACCCGCCAUCCAGCAGGGCGUCUCCCAGCUCAAAGACUUCAUCACCCGCCUGGUCAGCUGCCACGAUUCAGAAGAUCUUGGUUUGCAAACCCGGAUGAGUCUCCAGUGCGGCACGAUGGAAAAAGAGGGCUUCCUGUUCCUCCACAAGACCAAGGACAGGUGCAUCCUGAUGACGUCCCCCUUCAAGAAGUACUACGUCACCCUGAGCAAAGACACGCUGUCAUAUUCGCGGACGCCCCAUUCCAAGAAGAGCACGUUCAUUUUCCUCCCGAAGAUCAGGGCGGUAGAGAAGGUGGAGGAGAAGUGCUUCGGCAGUGCCAACGUCAUGCAGAUCAUCUCGAGUGAGGAUUCGGGACAGCAGGAGACCCUCUAUCUGGACUGCAAGAGCGUGAACGAACUGAAUCAGUGGCUCUCGGCUUUACGCAAGGCGUGCAGUCGCAACACCAACACCAUGAGCUGCUAUCACCCUGGCAUCUACAAAGCAGACCGAUGGAGCUGCUGCCACCAGAAAGAGAAAACAGACCCGGGCUGUGAUAAGACCAGGCACGGCGUCACCCUGCAGGAAUGGUACGACCCGCUUGACCCAGACCUGGAGGCACAGCUGAUUUACCGGCAUCUCAGCAGCGUUCAACAGGCCAUGAGGGAUAAAUAUAAGAAACUGACGAAGCAGGAAAAUGCUGAUGAAGAUGAUUCUAAUGAAGAUCAGGAGAAGUUGGACGGGUUAGCAAAACUCCUGAAGAUCCUCCAGGAUCUACACGAUGCACAUGCAGCAGUGGAGGAGAAGGAGUGUUUGAAAAAUAAGAACGUUUUCCUGGAGCUACAUACGUAAACUUAGGAUUCACGAAAGACUGUUUGGUCCCAGACUGGCUUUAUUGACAGAAAUUUUAAUGUAAAUUUGCUGGUGUAAAAAGUAAAAUGUGCUGCUCAGCACGUCUGGGGUUUAAGCAAAGGUUUAAGGUUUAAUGGCAGAAUUUUGAAUCACUCAUUUGAAUAUAAGUAU
This is a messenger RNA of Trichomycterus rosablanca, 2592 nucleotides long. RefSeq names its product RAS p21 protein activator 4 (gene rasa4). Gene Ontology annotation, biological process: intracellular signal transduction; negative regulation of Ras protein signal transduction; cellular response to calcium ion. The transcript has 21 exons. The coding region runs from base 1 to 2421 and encodes 806 amino acids. Gene Ontology annotation, molecular function: GTPase activator activity; phospholipid binding. The record is from RefSeq and is a predicted model, not a curated record. Lineage: Eukaryota; Metazoa; Chordata; Actinopteri; Siluriformes; Trichomycteridae.